AUGUCGUCAACUUCUCUUUGCAUUCUCACUGUUUUUCUUCAUUUGCUGCUUUACUCCUGCUCAGCGAAUUUGGUUUCUAUGAGUCCCUCGUUUGCUUCGUCCAAACCAGCUCAAGUGUGGAUGGUUAAACCCUUUUCUGGGUCAUCUUCUGAUCAUAGGAUGUAUUAUGCUGUGGCUCCUUCCCCUUCCCAAACCCAAGCAUGUGGCCUAAGCUGCCAGGAACCACUCACAGAAACUCCCUUUGGUUCACCUUGUGGUUGUGUGCUUCCCAUGAGUGUCUUACUUUUACUGGAUGCAGCUCCUUUGGUUGUUUAUCCGGUAAUUAAUGAGUUAGAGCUUGAACUUGCAUCUGGCACAUAUUUGAAGCAAAGCCAGGUGAGGAUAAUGGGUGUUAUUGCUGACACUCAAAAUGAAGGAAAAAGCUUAGUUGAAGUUAACCUGGUACCACUUGGUGAGAAAUUCGACAAUAUAACUGUGGUUCUGAUAUCCCGGAGACUUUGGCACAAGAAAGUUCCUCUAAGUAGGAGUCUUUUCGGUGAUUACACAGUCUUGGAGACUACUUAUCCAGUAUCAGGGAUGCCAUUAUCUCCCCUGAAUGGAACAUCAACUGGGAGUGCUCCCCUUCCCAGCAGAAGUGUUGCAGGUUUCCCAUUCAGCGUCGACUUUAACGGCAUCAGCAAGAAGGAUGAAAUGAGUCUUAGCACCAUAAUCAUCAUUGCUGUAUGUUCCAUCUUACUCUUGCUGGCAAUGGUUGGAGGAGCAUUUUACACCAUUUUAAAAUGUAGGAAAGUCAGGAGACCAUCAAGUGCGCCUGGCCUGCCAUUCGCACAGUCUCUAAACAAGAGAUCUGCCGUGGAGUCUUCAUUGUCUAGCAGAAUGACAAGCUCAAUAUCAAUGUCCCAUAUGUCCCCCAUAGCUACCUCUGUUCUUUCUGUGAAAAAGUUUUCCCUUUCUGAGCUUACGAAAGCAACAGAUACGUUCAGUUCAGAAAAAAUAUUGGGGGAAGGAGGAUUUGGGCGUGUUUAUCAUGGGAGAUUAGAUGAUGGAACUGAUGUUGCAGUUAAGGUACUAACAAAGGGUUUUCAUCAAAAUGGAAACCAUGAAUUUAAUGUGGAAGUUGAGAUGCUAUGCCGUUUACAUCAUCGUAAUCUUGUGAAACUAAUCGGCAUAUGCAUAGAAGGGCACAAACGAUGCUUGGUGUAUGAGCUUGUUCGCAAUGGCAGCGUCGAGUCUCAUUUGCAUGGUGUUGAUCAGAUAAAUGACCCUCUGGAUUGGGAAGCACGGAAAAAAAUUGCCCUUGGAGCUGCAAGAGGAUUGGCCUAUCUCCACGAGGAUUCUAAUCCUCAUGUAAUCCACCGAGACUUUAAAACUGGCAAUGUGUUGUUAGAAGAUGACUUCACCCCCAAGGUUUCUGAUUUUGGAUUAGCAAGAGAAGCAACCGAAGGAAGUCAAUCUGUUCCUACAAGAGUCGUGGGGACUUUUGGGUAUGUCGCCCCAGAAUAUGCAAUGACAGGACGUUUGCUUGUUAAAAGCGAUGUUUACAGUUAUGGUGUUGUGCUGCUGGAACUUCUAACAGGAAGAAAGCCAGUGGACAUGUCUCAACCUGUUGGGGAGGAGAAUCUGGUGGUAUGGGCACGACCACUAUUGAAAAGUAGAGAGGGUUUAGAACAGCUGGUGGAUCCGACAUUGGCUGGAACUUAUGACUUUGACGAAAUGGCAAAGGUUGCUGCUAUUGCUUCAAUGUGUGUAAGCCUGGAGGUCUCUCAGAGACCCUUUAUGGGUGAAGUUGUGCAGGCUCUUAAGUUGAUAUACAACGACAAUGAUGAGAUGGACGUGGAUCACUUGAGUCCGAGGGAAUCUUCUGGUCGAGGGUCUGAUUUUCGAGGCGACCUUUCUGAUAGCAGUUGGUGGUAUGAUGAGCCUGUACUAACUCUUAGGCAAGCGGUAUCAUCGUCCUUCAUCACAAUGGAUUACAGUUCCGGUCCACUUGAUGAAGUGGAAAACAGAAUGUUUUCAGGUUCAAACUUGAUGGGAAAUGGUUUGUCUUUAUUACCAAUUCGACUCGGCAAUAGCUCAGGUCCCUUGAGAACAGCUAGAAGAAACAAGCUACCCUUUCAUAGGCUUAAUGGAAGUCAAAGUGAUCAUUCGGCAUUUCCUUCCAAGCCUCUUGGGAAUGGAGGUGACCGGCCUUGA
Vicia faba (fava bean) is the source of this 2193-nucleotide messenger RNA. The record is from the annotation of a GenBank genome assembly. Lineage: Eukaryota; Viridiplantae; Streptophyta; Magnoliopsida; Fabales; Fabaceae.